AUGGAUAUAUUAAUCAUGCAACCAGUAAACAAACGAACAGAGCUAAAUAAAAAGUGUUCUAAGUCGUCAUUUUCCAUCGGAAAUUAUUCAGUGCAAAACUGUUCAUUAGAUGGUAACAAUCUUACGGUUCUGACAAACAAUGAGCUAUUUUUAAAUACGCCAUCUCAACUGUUGCCUAUUGAUGAAACUAUACGACAAUUGAAGCCAACGGUGCCUGUGUUUUGUAUUCGACCAAAAACAAUUGAAGCCACUGCGCGCUAUUUUUUAUCGAAAUUUCCAGGCAAUGUGCUCUAUGCAGUAAAAUGCAAUGCAGAGCCAAGCAUUUUGAAACUUUUAUGGAGUGCUGGACUUCGUCAUUUUGAUUGUGCAUCAAUAAGUGAAAUUAAAUUAGUUCGUACUCUUUUUCCGUCUGCAACGAUUCAUUUUAUGCACCCAGUGAAACCUAAAAGUGUGAUAUUCCAAGCGUAUUUUAAUAACAAUGUACGUGAUUAUGCACUCGAUAGUAUAGAAGAAUUACAUAAAAUCAUUAAAGUGACCAAAAACGGAGAUGAUCUUGGCCUCAUUGUGCGAAUUCAAGUAGCAGAAAAUAUGACAUUGCAUGAUCUAUCGCGCAAGUUUGGCGCCAAUGCGACUGAUGCUGUCACGAUUUUACGCGAAGCACGAUCGAUUGCUAAACGACUAGGCAUAUGCUUCCACGUAGGCUCUCAAUGUUUAGAGCCAGAAUGUUAUGAAAAUGCGCUAGAUAUAGUAAAACGCAUUAUCAAUGAGGCGAAUGUCAAAAUAGACGUUAUCGAUGUCGGCGGUGGGUUUCCUGGAACUUACCCAGGUUGUAUACCGCCGCCUCUUGGCGAGUUUUUCCAGAGUAUCGAACGUGGCUUCCGCAAUUUAAACUUGCCUAAAGAGACGACAUUGCAAUGUGAACCUGGUCGCGCUAUGGUAUCUGAAGCGUGUUCAAUCAUAGUUCAAGUAUUAGCGCGUCGACAAGAUAGUAUCUACAUAAACGAUGGAACGUAUGGAAAUCUAUGUGAUGCUGGACCUGUGGUACAUAAUCGCUAUCCUGUACGUCUUCUUCGUCAAAACGGACUAAUCAGAGCAGAGAAAAAUAAUUUAAAAGCUUUUCGGUUCUACGGCCCAACAUGCGAUAGUCUAGAUGUAAUGAAUGGACCAUUUGAAUUGCCGGACGAUAUUGAAGUCGAUGAUUAUAUUGAAGUAGGUGAAAUAGGUGCUUAUAGUAUAGCGCUAAAGUCACAAUUUAAUGGAUUUGGUGAAAACAUUAUUGCUUUUGUCAGUGACGAUCCUCUAAAAGUUGUCCCAAGUGAUGAAAAUAAAAACAAUUAA
This is a messenger RNA of Adineta ricciae, 1338 nucleotides long. The record is from the annotation of a GenBank genome assembly. NCBI's taxonomy places the organism in Eukaryota, Metazoa, Rotifera, Eurotatoria, Adinetida, Adinetidae.